CUAAAGAUGCAGGCUUUGAUAAGCACUUGCAGGUACCGCUGCAUUGGUCGCAGAUGACACCAUCGUGGCAGGCCCACGCCCGAAGCUUUUGUCGACCGUGCAGCACAACAGAAACACCAUGGAAUGCACUCCAGGACCCACUUAUACGCGAGACGAAUGGACGAUGCAGACGACGAAGAUGAAAGAUCGUUUGAAGUGGAGCAGUUGAUGAUGACUGGCGCCCCACCACACUAGUAAGGACAAGUAUUCCAACAGACACACAUUGAGCCCCCAAAGGCAUUCUCAAAGCAGUUCACCAACGCUAUUCCCACAAUGCCACCUCCACGCGACAACCUCCCGAAACCCUGGCGGCGAACUCCCCUCAUCCAUUCAACCACCCUCUCCAAAUCCGCCGGAUGCCAAAUCUACCUCAAACUCGAAAACCUGCAACCUUCCGGCUCCUUCAAAUCGCGAGGCAUCGGUAACCUCCUACUCUCGCACCUCUCAUCCCUCUCCUCCCCCACGGACCGCGAGAAAAUUCACUUCUACUCCUCCUCAGGCGGAAACGCAGGCUUAGCAUGCGUAUGCGCCGCCGUCAGCCUCGGGUCGCCUGCGACCAUUGUCGUGCCGCUGAGUACCACCGCGUUCAUGAUUGAGAAGAUCAGGGAGGCAGGCGCCGCGGAGAUCGUGCAGGAGGGCACGAGCUGGUACGAAGCCGAUGCGUAUAUGCGCGAAGUUGUUAUCCCGGAGGCGGAGAGGAGGGGCGAGAAACCCGUUUAUGUACCACCAUUCGAUGCGCAAGAGAUUUGGGACGGCCACGCAACGAUGGUGCCUGAAGUGCUUGAGGACUUGGGACAGGCGCCGGACGUGGUCGUGUGUAGUGUUGGUGGUGGGGGGCUGUUCACUGGGCUUAUGUUGGGACGGGAGCAAGCGAAGGAGAAGGGAGAAGGGAUAAAAGUCCUUGCUGUUGAGACCGAGGGUGCGGAUUCGUUGGCGCUGUCGCUCAAAGAGGGGAAGCUGAGUACGUUGCCGGCGAUUACUAGUAUCGCGACCACUCUUGGGGCGAGGACGGUGGCAAAGCAGGCUUAUGAGUAUGCGAAGAGCGAUGCUGUGAAGAGUGUGGUCUUGAAGGAUAGGGAGGCUAUGGAAGGUUGUGUGAGGUUCGCCGACGAUGAGAGGAUCAUGGUCGAGGCUUCUUGUGGGGUCAGUCUUGCGCUGUGUUAUGGGAGAAAACUGCGGCAGGUGAUGCCGGAGUUGACAGAGGCGAGUAAGGUGGUGAUUGUGGUUUGUGGUGGGAAGAAUGUCACCACGAACAUGCUGCAGACUUGGAAUGAGCAGCUGAAACAGCCGGCAUGAUCGACACGGAGGUGUCUAUGAGAGAUAAUGGCUUUCAAUAUAGAGAGUAAGACUAGAAUAUAGUAGAUAGCUCACAGGAGCAAAGCAUAGACCACUCGUAAAC
Messenger RNA from Macroventuria anomochaeta, 1438 nucleotides. RefSeq names its product tryptophan synthase beta subunit-like PLP-dependent enzyme. Gene Ontology annotation, molecular function: pyridoxal phosphate binding; threonine deaminase activity; L-serine ammonia-lyase activity. The record is from RefSeq and is a predicted model, not a curated record. NCBI's taxonomy places the organism in Eukaryota, Fungi, Ascomycota, Dothideomycetes, Pleosporales, Didymellaceae. The transcript has a single exon. Gene Ontology annotation, biological process: L-serine catabolic process; L-threonine catabolic process. The coding region runs from base 313 to 1335 and encodes 340 amino acids.